Messenger RNA from Coregonus clupeaformis (lake whitefish), 904 nucleotides. RefSeq names its product G-protein coupled receptor 87-like. Bases 170 to 904 code for a protein of 244 amino acids. The transcript has 4 exons. The record is from RefSeq and is a predicted model, not a curated record. Lineage: Eukaryota; Metazoa; Chordata; Actinopteri; Salmoniformes; Salmonidae. Gene Ontology annotation, biological process: G protein-coupled receptor signaling pathway. Gene Ontology annotation, cellular component: membrane. Gene Ontology annotation, molecular function: G protein-coupled purinergic nucleotide receptor activity.
UUUAAGGAGAGAGAGAAGGGUAUUUUUAUUAAUUACACUGUCUUGAAGAGCCCAAACCCCUGCCUUCCAAGCAGACUAUCCAACCUGCUGAGAGAGAAGAAGCCAAGGAGCUUCUGUCGAGACCAGUCAGUCUCAAUCUUCCCCUGGCCUACUCAGCACAGCCCUAGAUAUGGACAACACAACAGGAUUCGCAGUGACCCCUGUCAAUCACAACCACACCAACAGCAGCUGUUCCCGUGACAAUGUGCUGAAGACUGUGGUUUUUCCAGUUCUCUACUCCCUCCUCUUCCUGUUGGGCCUGUCCCUCAACGGCCUGGCAGUGUGGGUGUUCUUCAGCAUCCCCUCAACGUCCACCUUCAUGGUGUAUCUGAAGAACCUUGUGGUCACUGACCUUCUCAUGACCCUGACCAUCCCUCUCAAAGCAGCCAAUAUCCUGCCCAGUGCUCCUCUGACUCUGAAGGCCUUUACCUGUCGCUACUCUGAUGUUAUUUUCUACCUCUGUAUGUACAUGAGCAUCAUUCUACUGGGCCUCAUCAGUCUGGACCGCUUCUUCAAGAUCGUCAGGCCCUGUGGCAGGUUGUUGGGUCAGAACCUGGUCUUCGGCAAAGUGCUGUCUGCUUCCAUCUGGGUGGUGCACUGCACUAAGGCCACCUUACGGAUCUCUAAAAAGAUCACCUUGUGGAUGUCAGCCAUGAACGUCUGUCUGGACCCUCUCAUCUACUUCUUCCUCUGUAAAUCCUUCAGGACCAACCUGUUCAAGACGUUCCGUCUCCCACCUGGGACCUGUAGCUGGCUCACUGGGAAAGGGUCCGGCCCCAACACAACAGAGGAUCAGACCCCAACACAGGAGACUCCCCAGGGAGACUCCUGUGCCUGUAUAGAAAAUAAAAACUCUUCAGAAUGA